This is a messenger RNA of Triplophysa rosa, 778 nucleotides long. It is a transcript of the gene rasd3, whose product is annotated as RASD family member 3. NCBI's taxonomy places the organism in Eukaryota, Metazoa, Chordata, Actinopteri, Cypriniformes, Nemacheilidae. The record is from RefSeq and is a predicted model, not a curated record. Gene Ontology annotation, molecular function: GTP binding; GTPase activity. The transcript has a single exon. The coding region runs from base 1 to 636 and encodes 211 amino acids.
AUGUCUCUGUCUGUGCGUGAGAAUCGCACCGUGCGCUUCGUGUUUCUUGGCGCCGCCGGGGUCGGUAAAACCGCCCUGAUCACCCGUUUCUUGCACGAUCGUUUCGACUCAAAAUACACUCGCACCGUGGAGGAGUUGCAUGCACUCGAGUACGACACGGACGAUGCCAGGGUGCGCAUUGAGAUUUUGGAUACGAGCGGCAGUUACGCCUUUCCAGCGAUGCGCGCUCUGUGUAUGCGCACCGGAGACGCGUUUGCGCUCGUAUAUGCAGCCGACGAGCCUGGCUCUCUUGAAGAGGUGCAGCGACUCCGUGAGGAACUUCUGGAGGUGAAAGGGGAAAAUUUCACGGGCAUGACUGUGAUCGAGAACAAGGGGGAUCUGGGCUGUCGGAGUCGACAGGCUACCGCUGAAGUAAUGCGCACGGUGGAGAAGGACUGGAGCGCGGGGUUCGUGGAAACUUCCGCGCGCACCGGCGAGAAUGUCAUUGGGCUGUUUCGGGACUUGCUGCAACAUGUGAAGCUGCCGAGCCGUGUCAGUCCGGCACUUCACAGACGGACACAGACCAUGACAAUAGAAGCCACAGGAACGCAGAAAAUUCCCCCCAUGAAGAAAAACAACAGCUGUAUCUUGUCUUAAUGGACAUGUCACGCGACUUUGUAGAUACGCAUCAUGCUGAUGCUGGAUGGACUUGGAUUAAUAUGGACAAUGACAAUUGUAGGCUGCUCUGUUGCCUUGGCAGAGUAUUGCGUUAGCAACACAAAGGUCCUGGGUUCGAUUC